AUGUUGAGAUAUUCAUUGGCAAAGACAACUUCACAAUUGGUCGGUAGACGUGCCUACUCCACCGGUAAGGACAUCAAGUUUGGUGCGGAAUGUCGUGCUUUGAUGUUGCGUGGUGUCGAGCAGCUCGCUGCCGCCGUCGAGGUAACUCUCGGACCAAAGGGUCGUAACGUCAUCUUGGAUCAGCCAUUCGGUGCACCAAAGAUCACCAAGGACGGUGUCACCGUCGCCAAGCACAUCGAGUUCAAGGAUCGUCACAUCAAUCUCGGUGCUCAACUCGUCAAGGGUGUCGCUUCGAACACCAACGAUAUUGCCGGUGACGGUACCACCACUGCCACCGUCUUGACCAAGGCCAUCUUUGCCGAGGGUUGCAAGGCUGUCGCCGCCGGUAUGAAUCCAAUGGAUUUGUGGCGUGGAAUCAACUUUGCUGUCGAUCGUGUCAUCGAUGAACUCAAAAAGUUGUCACGUCCAAUCAGCACCACCGAAGAGAUCGCUCAAGUUGCUACCAUCUCUGCCAACGGUGACAAGGUCGUCGGUAACCUCAUCGCCGAGGCAAUGGAGAAAGUUGGAAAGGAGGGUGUUAUCACUGUUCAAGAUGGAAAAACAUUAAAGGAUGAAUUGGAAGUUAUUGAAGGUAUGAAGUUUGACCAAGGUUUCAUCUCUAGAUACUUUAUCACUGAUCCAAAGACUCAAAAAUGUGAAUUUGAAGAUCCAUUGAUUUUGUUGGCCGAUACAAAGAUCAAUAAUGUACACUCUUUGAUUCCAGUUUUGGAAGCUGUUCACGCUCAAAGAAGAAAACUUUUGAUUAUUGCUGAAUCGGUUGAGAGUGACGCUCUCACUGCUUUGAUUAUCAACAAAUUGAGAGGUCUCCAAGUUUGUGCUGUCAAAGCACCAGGUUUCGGUGAUAUGAGAAAAGUUCAAUUGCAAGAUCUCGCCGUUUUGACCGGUGGUCAAGUUAUCAGCGAGGAACUCGGUGUCAAGAUGGACAACAUCGAUAUUAAGAUGCUCGGAUCCGCCAAGAAGGUCAGUAUCUCACAGGACGACACCAUCAUCUUGGACGGUGCCGGUGAGAAGUCCGCCAUUCAAGAGCGUGUCGAGUUGUUGCGUGAAUCAAUCAGUCGUACCACCUCAGAGUACGAGAAGGGUAAGCUCCAAGAGCGUCUUGCCAAGUUGGCCGGUGGUGUCGGUGUCAUCCGUGUCGGUGGUGCCAGCGAGGUCGAAGUCGGUGAGAAGAAGGAUCGUAUUGUCGAUGCCUUGAACGCCACUCGUGCCGCCGUCGAGGAGGGUAUCGUCCCAGGUGGUGGAACCGCUUUGCUUUACUCCACUCUCGCCUUACGUAAGAUCAAGAUGGAGAACUUUGACCAGACCAUCGGUGUCAAGAUUGUUCGUGACGCCCUCUUGGUGCCAUGCAAGACCAUCGCCAACAAUGCCGGUGUCGAAGGUUCCGUUGUCAUCGGACGUCUCUUGGCUCGUCGUGAUUUCGAAUACGGUUACAACGCCCAAAAGGGUAUCUAUGAAAACAUGGUACAAGCUGGUAUCAUCGAUCCAACCAAGGUUGUCCGUACUGCUUUGGUCGAUGCCGCUUCCGUCGCUUCGCUCAUGACCACCACCGAAGCCAUGGUUGUCGAACUUCCAAAAGAAUCUUCACCAGCUCCAGCUCAACCACCAAUGGACUAUUAA
Heterostelium album PN500 is the source of this 1677-nucleotide messenger RNA. It is a transcript of the gene hspA, whose product is annotated as chaperonin 60. Gene Ontology annotation, cellular component: mitochondrial matrix; mitochondrial inner membrane. The record is from RefSeq and is a predicted model, not a curated record. NCBI's taxonomy places the organism in Eukaryota, Evosea, Eumycetozoa, Acytosteliales, Acytosteliaceae. The transcript has 4 exons. Gene Ontology annotation, biological process: protein refolding. The coding region runs from base 1 to 1677 and encodes 558 amino acids. Gene Ontology annotation, molecular function: ATP binding; ATP-dependent protein folding chaperone; protein-folding chaperone binding.